This is a messenger RNA of Callorhinchus milii (elephant shark), 6106 nucleotides long. RefSeq names its product signal-induced proliferation-associated 1 like 3 (gene sipa1l3). The record is from RefSeq and is a predicted model, not a curated record. Gene Ontology annotation, cellular component: Golgi apparatus; plasma membrane; cytoplasm. The coding region runs from base 630 to 5891 and encodes 1753 amino acids. The transcript is spliced from 22 exons. NCBI's taxonomy places the organism in Eukaryota, Metazoa, Chordata, Chondrichthyes, Chimaeriformes, Callorhinchidae. Gene Ontology annotation, molecular function: protein binding; GTPase activator activity. Gene Ontology annotation, biological process: activation of GTPase activity; regulation of small GTPase mediated signal transduction; epithelial cell morphogenesis.
GGGGGCGGGAGGAGAGAGGGAGAGGGAGUGAGCUGCGCGCGCAGGUUGGGCCCUCGCCUGUCACUCACGGCGAGAGUGAGAGAGAGGAGCCGUCCGCGGGCACCGGGGGAGAGCGCGACGCACACGAGGCAGAAAGUUGCGACCGGAAAGAGAGGAAAGAAAACAAAGAGGUGUGAGCAUGUGUAACUUUGUUUGAAGUUCUUGCUGUAUGUGGAAUCUCAAGCCAUGAAUUUGAACUGGAAAUAAAACAACUUGAGACUUAACCAGGAUGACUGAUCGCCGCCUACUCAUAAACGAAACCCAGCAUCUCAGACACUGUGUUGAAGGGGAUGUCGGAUACCUGUGGGAUUAUCGACCUUCAUCCAACUGAACACUUGCUGUCUGACAGUUUCAACUCAAACUGACUGUGGUAAAGAUCUAAUUGAUCCCAGGUACUGUGUAGUGGGAGAACAUGAUGAGAUUUUGUCGAUAUGUGGACAAGAUGGAAUUAUAAACGUCAAAGCCGGAGGGACUGCGGUACAGAACUCGGUUCAGGUGGUGGUUUAAUUCUGCAGCCAGCCAUUUCGAGCCGAGAAAGAGAUGACUGGGACUUUUCUGUUAUUCCCAGCGAGACCGAGUGUUGACAGACUAUGACAAGCUAUAGACCUGCUCCGAACGAGAAGCUGGAGGCUGGUGCCAUCGGUGCAGGCUGUGUGGAUCUGCUGGCAGUCACCGGAUCUUGCGAUUGCUACACGUCACCGUACGGCAGAGUGCAGAAUGGCACCGUGCUGGCUCCGGACGAGAGCGUGCCGCGGGCCAGUACAGCCCCCGCCAUGCCCAAAAUGGGGGUCCGGGCCAGAAUUGCGGACUGGCCUCCGAAAAGAGAUCUAUCGUGGGACGCCGGGUUACGCGGCUCGAGGGACACAGAUGGACCUUUAUCCGACGCGGACUUUGUUUCGCUGCGGGACCUCCAGAAUGGUCAGUUCGAUCAAGGCCGUCAGGGCACUGCCUCCGGGUCUGGUUGGGGCGCGCACAGCAGAUCCCGGGGGAAGUCGAAAGAGGUGGAAUUUCAGGGUCACUGGCCCCGGUCUCCAGCCAGGACGUUUAUCCCGCUCAGGAUUCGGAGCAGCAGCGAGGUGACCCUCAACGAGUACGAGACGGAAGGGUACUCGGAGCCCAAAGGGUCGAAACAUGGAGCCGGGAUGCUCUCCAUGCGGGAAUACGGCAGCACCUCAUCCAUUGACGUGCACGGAGUGCCCAAUGAGAGCUUCUUCGACAUGCUGAAGGAGUUCCGGAACGAGAAGAUCGACCAGCGCAGUACGGCGCCCGAGAAGCUGAACGAGCUCCUGCGCGCUGACCACAGCAUGGCCUCCAGCCUCAACCUGGCGGGCAGCUCGAAGAGCGAGGAUGGCAGGAGCGAGGGCUCGCAGAAGGACGAGUCAGUGAGGACGCCGCACAAGGAGAAGCUGCGCAAGAAACAGGGGAAAAGUGAAGCCGGGGAGUCCAUCCUGAAGAAGCUGCGGAGCGUCAGGAGCGAGCAGGAGGGGGCCCGGUCGGGCUCAGAGUUGGAGGACAGCAAGUCGCAGGAGAGCAGCAGCAAGCCAUGGCUUUGUCAGAAGAGCUUCGGGCACUUCGACGCACAGAGCGUCCUCUUCGACUUGAACGAGGCAGCCAACAACCGGGCGUAUGUGGCCCAGAGGAGGAACACGACGACGGGAGCCUCGGCGGCCUCGGCUGCCUCGAAGGCCACGCUCGCCGUCUCGCGGGCCCUGGCGCUGGCCGGAACUGAGCCCUCCUUCGCCAGCACUGAGGAGUUGAACGGCAAGGAGAACUUGGAGCCCGACGUGGGAGACGACACCAGCAGCAAACUGCUGCUCAGCUGCCCCCACUUCCGCAACGAAAUCGGCGGGAGCUGCGAGCGCAACAUCAGCCUGUCCCGAGCCAACGUCGCCUCCGGCCUCAGCUGUGAAGGCGGUUUCCCAAAGCUGGUGUGGAACCCCUACUGCACCAACGCGAGCAUCUCCGUGCUGGAGGCAGCCAAGGAGGCCCCCCAGCUCCGGCAGGAACGGUUGAAGCACUUCAGCAUUGAGCACGUGGAUCUGGGAGCCAGAUACUAUCAGGAUUAUUACCAUGGGAGAGAACACUGGAACUACUUUGGAGUUGAUGAAAAGCUGGGCCCCGUAGCCCUGAGCAUCAGGAGGGAAAAGCUGGAGGACAGCAAGGAACACGGACCUCAGUACAACUACAGGAUCAUCUUUCGGACCAGCGAGCUUAUUACGCUGAGAGGAGCAAUUCUGGAAGAUGCAGUCCCAUCGACUGCGAAGUCCGGCACAUUGAGAAGCCUUCCAGUCAAAGACGUACUGGAGUACGUGAUCCCAGAGCUGAAUAUCCAGUGUCUGAGGCUGGCGUUCAGCACCCCCAAAGUGACAGAACAGCUGCUGAAACUGGACGAACAAGGGCUAAGCAGGAAGCAUAAAGUUGGCAUCUUAUACUGUAAGGCUGGCCAGAGCACGGAAGAGGAGAUGUACAACAAUGAGGAGGCAGGUCCCGAGUUCGAGGAAUUCCUCAAUCUCCUCGGGGAAAAGGUGGCUCUGAAACACUUCACAAAGUACGCAGCUCAGCUCGACACAAAAACUGACUCCACCGGCACCCAUUCCCUGUACACAACCUACCAGGAUUACGAGAUCAUGUUUCACGUCUCCACCAUGCUUCCCUACACUCCCAACAACCGGCAGCAGCUUCUCAGGAAACGGCACAUCGGAAACGACAUCGUCACCAUCAUCUUCCAGGAGCCGGGCGCUCUGCCCUUCACACCAAAGAGCGUGCGUUCCCACUUCCAGCACGUCUUUGUUAUUGUCCGUGUGCACGGCCCUUGCACUGACAACGUGUGCUACAGUGUGGCGGUGACCAGGUCAAAAGAUGUCCCUCUGUUCGGGCCGCCCAUCCCCAACGGAUUUACCUUCAGUAAGUCCGAUAUCUUCCGGGACUUUCUGUUAGCCAAGGUCAUAAACGGUGAGAACGCGGCGCACAAGUCCGAGAAGUUUCACGCCAUGGCAACACGGACCCGACAGGAAUACCUGAAAGACCUGGCGGAAAACAGCGUCACCAACACGGCUGUGGAAUCCUCCGGCAAGUUUAACCUGAUCGCGCUGACCUCCAAACGGAAAGAGAAGACCAAGGCCCGCGUAGGGGCAGAGCUACACAGCGCGGGGGCAGUGGCGUGGCAUGUGUACGCACGGGACUACAGCCAGGCUAUUGAGAUCGAGUGCGUGCUCGGCAUCUCCAGCGAGUUUGUCAUUGUCAUCGAGCAGGGCUCCAAGGACCUCGUCUUCAACUGCUUCAGCGGCGAUGUUAUCGGCUGGACGUUCGAUUCGUUCAUCAUCAAACUUUUCUUCGGGAGAGGAGACUGCAUCUUCAUCCGGGCAUUCGAGGAGAACGGGGAUGAUGUGAAGGAGAUCGUUCAGAGGUUGAAGGUUGUGACUGAAGGAUGUGAAACCGUUGAUAUGACGCUGAGGAGGAAUGGUCUCGGGCAGCUUGGAUUCCAUGUGAAGUUUGACGGGACGGUGGCGGAGGUGGAAGACUAUGGGUUUGCCUGGCAAGCCGGCCUGCGUCAGGGGAGCAGGCUGGUAGAGAUCUGCAAGGUUGCUAUCGUCACGCUCACUCACGAACAGAUGAUCGAUCUCCUGCGGACGUCCGUGACCGUCAAAGUGGUGAUCAUCCCACCUCACGAGGAUGGCAAACCACGCAGGGGCUGCUCUGAAUUGUUUGAGAUGCACACUUUGGAUAAUAAGGGUGAGAAUGAAAGCAUACCCCCUGGCCUGAGACCACCUUAUCGCAGCAACGCCCUACACUGGAGCAGUGCAGACUCCCAAAGCAGCACUCAGUCCCAGCGAUGGGCCGGGACUAGUCACCAAACACUGAACCGAUCUCACAAGCAAGCAACCCCUGUCCCGUACAGCGAUCCACAGGCCAAGAACAGCAAGAGACCCGUCAGUUUCCCAGAGAUGAUGUACAAUACAGCAUCGCCGGCCGUGGUCGAAAGGAUUCCUACAUUUCGCAAUCCCUCUAGUAGUUUCUCGUCUCCUGGCUCUGGAGGGGGUCAGUCCAGUCGACACAAAGUCCCUCCAGACAGGUUUGGGCAGCCUGGUCUGCGCCCGCUCCCACCUUACGAAUACCACAGCAGAGAUGAGGUGAUGUCGAGUGGAGAUUCUUCUUCCGGAGGAUUGACAAGCCAGGAGAGCACGAUGGAACGCAUCAAACCCGAGCCCCUGUGGCAUGUCCCGACGGCGUCCAAAGUUUACCCAACCUCUGGGAACAACGUUAACAAAAGACUCCCCAGACAAGAUGCAACAGGCAAGGAUUCCCCCAACAGACAUUCCAAAGGAGACAACCAUUAUUCCAGCCAGUCCAGCAGCAACACCCUGUCCAGCAACGCCUCGAGCAGCCACAGUGACGAGCGCUGGUUUGACAACACGGAGCAUUUGGAAGCUGAUCUCGAAGCCUCGGUAAAGGCGACCUCGAGUGACAGUGGCAUCGAUACCACACUGUACGGGCCAGGGUCAUACACCUCAGCUACAGCCAGACCCAGCCACCGCAGAGAGAAAUCCCAGAAACCCAUGCCCACCUCCGCCACUUACUGCGGACUGCAGGACUAUAGCAACAGGACCUCUGACCGGAGCUCUGGCCACUCGGAGAAGAGGAGAGAGUCCUCGCCAGCGCUACACGCCAACAACCAGAAUAGGUUCAGGGCCAAAGUCUACUGUGCUCCCAGGAACAUGAGCUCCGGCUUCGGUGUGAAUAGUGGCGCGGAAAAUUCACAGCUGAGCCCUGCGAGCUUCGGAUCGGGACACUCGCCCAAUAUAUACAAGACCCCGUCAGCAGAUUCCUCUCGUUUACCCAACAGUUCUCUGCUUUCUACCUCCGCCCCCAAAUCCUUCUACUCCUACCAGAAUGUGAAGAACGUGUGUCCUGCGGGAUGGAAAAAGCCGUCAAACACACCGAGUCGAUCCUCCGGAUUCACCGAUAUAAAAACAAAUUCCAACAGCAUCGCUGCUACCAAUGUCUUCGGACAACCGCGACUGCGAGCCUCGCUGCGAGACCUGAGAUCUCCUCGCAGAGCUCACAAGUCAACUCUGGAAGAGGAUCUGAAGAAGCUGAUCGUGUUGGAUUGCCCUUUGGCUGAGCCUGAGCCGGACAUGCAUUUCUCUCCCAGGAAGGCCCUACAGAGGACUCUCUCGGACGAAAGUAUCUGCAGCGGGCGGAGGGAGCCCAGCUUCUGCAACCCCCAGAUGGCAGCUCUCAACCAGGCCCUGCCCAAUGAUGUCAUCUUCACCAGCACCUACCCUUCCCAAACCCUGCCCAGCCGACGAGCAGCCCAGCCCCCCGCAGCCCUGCCCUUGGAGAACAAACCUAAUCUGUCUGCCUCGGAUUUGUCCCUGACUGACGUGAGAGAGCGGCUGAGUGUGCGACCCCCCGAGCUGGGAUUGAUGCUUCUCCCCGACCCUGAAUCCGAGCUGGAAUGGGCUAAUUUGGUCAGCGUUGCCAAAGCUUACGAAGUCCAGAGAGCGAUUUCCCUCUUCUCGCUCAACGAAGCAGCCAGUGGCUCAGAGCUGCAUCAGUGCUGCCCAGUGCACCCGCACAUGAGCGUGGAGCGUAAGGGUUCCCCCCGAUCGGUGCACAGCGGUGGGGAUGAGCCGGGCCUGGCGCUGACUGGGAAAGUGUAUCAGCUGGAAAUCCAACUGAGACAGCUUCAGGAUGAUCUGCUGAAGGAGAAAGAAGACAAGGUGGCCCUGCAGGCGGAGGUGGCCAACCUGCGGGUGAACAAUCAGCGGCUACAUGUGGAAUCCCUAACAGCCACCGAACAGCUAAGGAAAUUCGCUGAGAUGUUCUCAAGCAGCAUGGAGAGGAAAUGAUGGACACCCUCACUUACUCGAUCGCUCCCUCCCUCCCUCCCUCCAUCCCAGAGAUUCUUCAUUUCUUUUACGGCUCUGGAGCAGCGAUAACGUCCCGAACAGGAAGUUUCACAAAGGGACGAGAGAGGGGGAGAGAGAGGGAGCAAUCACCCACACACGCUCAUCAUCCUGCUCCUUCGAAGAGUGACUUUUAGGGGUAGUGUGUGGGUGAGAGA